UAUUAUAUAUCAUCAUGGCUACAAUUGAAAACCCCCUCACAAUUACUGAAAAAGUUUAUGUUAGAGUUAGACUUGCAAAUGAAAAUGAUAUACAUCAUAUAUACAAACUUUUUUUCCAAAUUCAUGAAUAUCAUAAUUACACUCAUCUUUACAAAGCUACUGAAUCUUCCCUUUGUGACCUUUUAUUCAAUAAAACAAACCCUAGUCCUUUAUUUUAUGGUCCUUCAAUACUUCUACUUGAAGUAUCGCCAACGCCUUUUUCAGAUAUUGAUAGUAAAGGCGAAAAAUUUAAGCCUGUCCUAAAAAAAAUUGACCUAAGGGCAAAUGUCGUAGACAAAGAAGCCGAUGAAUUCAAGUCCAAUUCGAUCAAUGAUGAUGAUAAAAACGACGUUUUUAUUGCUGGAUAUUCAUUUUUUUACGCGAAUUAUUCGUGUUUUUAUGAUAAGGCUGGGAUUUAUUUUGAGAGUCUUUAUUUUAGGGAAAGUUAUAGGAAAUUGGGCAUGGGAAGAUUGUUGUUUGGGACAGUUGCAUCAAUUGCUGCAAAUAAUGGAUUUUCAUCAGUUGAGGGAAUUGUGGCAGUUUGGAAUAAAAAAUCAUAUGAUUUUUAUGUUGAUAUGGGGGUUGAAAUAUUUGAAGAAUUUAGGUAUGGGAAAAUGGUUGGUGAUGCUUUACAAAAAUAUGCUGACCCUAAGGAGAUUUGAUCAUGAAA
Molecule: messenger RNA, 709 nt
Organism: Solanum verrucosum
Lineage: Eukaryota; Viridiplantae; Streptophyta; Magnoliopsida; Solanales; Solanaceae
Product: tyramine N-feruloyltransferase 10/30-like
Exons: 1
Coding region: 15-701 (228 amino acids)
Molecular function (GO): N-acetyltransferase activity
Source: RefSeq, a predicted model, not a curated record